AUGCAGUCUGGAUCUAUGUGUGUGUUCAGGGAUAACCUGCAUAUCCUGGAGAAUGAUGUUUUGAUGUACUUUUCUGGAAAUCUUCUUCACUUCUUCCACGUAGAGACUUGCAGCUUCACAUAUCACAGGAUGAAUGAAGGAAUCUCUGCUUUAAAGGUUCAUCCAGUAGAAUCAUUGUUUGCUGUAGCUGAACAAGGGACUACUCCCUCAAUUCUAAUAUUCUCCUGGCCUAAACUGGAGAUUAUUAAAAAAAUCAGAGAGGAAGAAUCUAGCUUCUACAGUGCCAUCAGUUUUAGUGCAGAUGGUGCCCUUAUGUGUCUUCAAGGGUCUUCGCCAAGAUUUCUAAUAUCAGUCUGGAAUUGGAGGAAUAAUGAGCAGAUUGCAUGCUCAGAAGGAGAUCCUUACCCAGUUUAUUCCCUUCUUUUCUCUCCUUUUAAUCCAACCUUGAUUACAACCUGUGGUCAAGGGCACAUUAACUUUUGGAGAAUUGUAACAACUAGCAGUGGAACAAAAAUUGAUAAAUUAGCUGGAAAGCUAUGUCGAAAACCAAAAACUGAUAUUGAAGCCUGUAUUCAACUUUCAGAUGGAAAAGUAAUCUCUGGCUGCACUUGGGGAAGUCUUUUACUUUGGGAAGAAGGCGCAGUCAAGGUUGAAAUCAAAAGAAGAGAUUUGUCAAAGUGCCAUCAGAGUUCUGUACUCCAGUUUGUGAUAGCAGAAGGAGAACUGAUUUCCAUAGGAGCAGAUAGUUGGGUCAGAGUUUGGGAUCUUGAAAGUAUUCAGCACGCAGAGGGGAUCAAUCUAGAAAAGACUGACGGAGUAUUCCUUCUUGAUCCCAUAAAUGAAGUUCAAAUAGCUCCAGAUGCUGUUCUUCAGUCUAUUUCAAAGAGCAAAGUAAGGUCUUCUGGUGAAGAACAUUUCUGGUACAUUCAAGAUGCUGGGGGUGGUAUAUGGAAGGCCGAUUUAUCCUUUUCCCUAACCAUGCGGAAACCAGAGAAAAUUUUUCAAUGCCAUGCUGGAGCAGUUACUUCCUUGGUUUCCAACCCAUCUGAAAAUAUAUUAAUCUCAGGUGGUAUUGAUGGAAGAAUUUGUGCUUACAAUUUAAAAAGAAACACAAUGGUAGGUAGUAUUAAGUAUACCUGUGGUGUGACCUGCAUGCACUGGCUUCCAUUGGCCCUGGACAUUACUGGAACUCAGGUCUUAAUUGGAUUUGAAGAUGGAGUUGUCAGGUUAUACUUUAUAAUGGUCAACAUGGCAGAUGGAAACUUUGCAAAUGUUAUCAAAGCAAUGACUGUGAACAUGAGACUCUUGCAAGCCCUUAAACCUCAUAGAAAGGCGGUCAGGAAGAUAAAAGCUCAUUUAAAGAUAAAUAUUGCUGCUUCAGUUGGUAAUGACAAUACUAUAUUUGUGUUUAGAUUGAAUUCACAAGAUUGUCUAAUUAAGGUUAUUCCCAUCGGGUACUUCAGUUUUGAUCAACAAAUUAUUGCAGUGGAUUUCCAUCCUGGGAAUAGUAUUAUCUUGAUGGUUGGAUUAGAAGAUGGAAAUCUAAAAUUUUUGGAUUUUAAUGGUCUUCCGAACAGUCAAGUUGAGAAGGUUUGUCUUGACAUGUCCCAAUUCUUACAGGAUGAAAUAGAUAUCAAGACUUAUUUAGGAAAGACUGAAAUUAGCUUGUUUGAUGUCUGGUAUGAGAAAACCGAAUUAAUCCAAUGCACUGUAAAGACUAAAGAGGGUAUUGAGUUGUAUUCCAUCAAUAAAGGAACUGAAAUUGAGGAAUUGAGAGUAAUGGAAAAUGUAAAAAUAGUUACGCCAACUUCAACUUCUGAUCUGUCUGUAAUUGUACCCCCUGUUAGAAAUUCAACCAUAAUCUGUGGAUUUUCUAAUGGGUUUCUAAAAGUUGAAGAAAUAUCCUCCUCUAAGAAAAACAACUAUUGGCUCCAAUCUAUAAGUGAUUACAAACAUGGAAUUAUUUCUGAUAUUCUUGUCAUGGAUGGGAAAAUUAUUACUUCAGGGUUAGAUGGAACUGUUUUUGUAUUUGGUACAAAAGAUGAGAUCUUAAGUGAAACCGAUAAAGCUGUUACAUUGCUUAAUAGCUUAAAGGCCACUUACUUUGAUCCUAUUGUAUUUUCUAGAAUUUGUGUGAAAGGAUUACGAUCAAAGCAAGAGUUAUCUACUUUUAGACUUGCUAGGUUGGAUGAUUCUGAUCUUUAUGAUGAAGAAUAUGAGGAAGUUGAUUUAGAUAAUUACCACCAAGAGACAUACACUCCUAAAACUCCUAAGCUUGCUGAUGGUACCUUUAAAAGGUCAACUGGUACAGACACUGUAGACUCUGAAUCAAACAUUUCCAGUUCUGCAACAAAUAUUUCCAAGAGCAAAUUAAAUGUAAAAAUUUCCAAUGGAAGAAUUCUAAAGGCUCUGAAUAAGCAGGAGGAUAAAAGAGAGAAAAAAUUACUUCGUAAAAGAGAAUGGGAUGACCUGUAUAACAGAAAGCCAAGAGAAAACGAUGAAGAUCCAACACUUGUAGAAGAGUUCAAACAUGCAAAAGAGAACAUGGGAGAUUUUAAAAGAAAAACUAGUUUUGAAUACAAACAAAAAGAAGACUUAAAGCCAGAUAAAAUAUCAAAAGACUUGAAUGUAAUUGUAAAAAUGAUAUUCAGCAAAAAGAAAGACUUCAAUGAAAAUGUAGUUUCCCUUCAGAAAGAAAAGCUUUCUGUGAUUGCUGAGUUAAAACAUUUUUAUAAGGAUAUAAUUAAAAUUCAAGAGGAUUUAAAACCUUGUGAUAGGGAUAAUAUCCCUAACAUACCUACAUUAGACUCUGAGGAACAUAAUACAGAUAUAUUCACCAUCGAGCAAACUGAAGUUGAAAAUUUGAAAAUCAAGCUUGCCUCAGAAGAGGAAGAGAUGGAGCUUGGUAAGAAGAACAUUGGUUCUAGACGGGGAUCCAAAGCAUCUUCAAUAGGCUUAAAGCGUGCUCCACGCCAGUUAUCUUCAGCAAGCAGGCAAUCAUCUGUAGCUGGACAGCUUGGGCUUAGUAAACCUGAAAAGAAGAAUAUGUUUUCUCAUACAGGAUAUGGUCAUACUACCCUUGAAGAAGAUGAAAGUGAUCAAUGCUUGCAAGAUUUCACAAUAACAGAAAAAUCACAAUUUGAGAUCAUGAUUGAAAGUAGAGAAAUCAUUCUUGCCAAGCAUAAGCAGAAACAGAAAAUUAAUGAGAUGAAUAAAAAGAUGUCUGACUUUGAUGAUAAAAUAUUUGAGGCUGUUUGUCAGAAAAAUGAUCUUGAAGCUCAGCUUAAAUAUGCUGAGCUCUCUCUGAUAUUGCUCUUUGAGAAAUUUCAAAUUAUCAAUAAGGAUCAAGAACUAGAAGCCUGCUUAAAAGCUGAAGUAGAAAAGCACCUUUCAGGUCUAGAAAAAGUUAAUACCAAGUUAGAAAGUGUAGAAUUGCAGUUAAAAAAUAAGCAACGCAAUGUUGAAAUAUACAGAGAACAAAAACGAAGUAUAGAUGAAAAUGUGGAGAGAGAGCUUUCAGACAAUAAGUAUGCAGACUAUCUAUGGGAUUUGUACAACAAGAAACCAUCCAUUUCCCACAAAGAAGAUUGCUAUGCAGACAUUGAUCUGGAAAUGGGAGUUACAGAUACACUUUUAACAGCACUUCAAACCGAGGAAUGUAUAUCCAAUGAUGAUGAGAUCAACUUAAAACCUGAAGAUAUCGAUCAAGAAACCUUUAAAUUGAUCAUUGGUUUUCGAAACAAGAAACAUGAUGCUGAAGCUGGAUUAACAGCUGAAAGAAGAUUGGAAGACAAUAUUGGACGAGAACUAACAAAUCUAAGAACCAUAAGUUCAACAAAAGAAAAGGCUUUACAUGAUGCUCAAUAUGCUCUGCAUGUAUAUAUGAUAAAACGACAACAAAAACUGAAUGAGCUAGAUCAAGUGGUUAUGGUUAAUAUGCACAAUUUGAGAUUUCUUGACUGUGACCGCUUACAUGGAACAAAACCUUCAGCUGAUGAACUUCUUGCAUUUCCUGAGAACUUGUUAAUCACUCUUCAGGAAAGAACUGAAGAAUUAAAGUAUGAGAAAAAUAUAAUGAAAAAGAAAUAUAAGGAGACUAAGAAUGCAUAUGAAGGACUAAUAUCCUCCAAUAAACAACUAAAGAAAGAAAUCCAGGUAUUGGAUUUAAAAUGCAAUGUGGAAAUGGAGAAAAGAUUUGGCCCUGGAGUAACUUUGGAAAGACUAGAAUCAUUUUCUGUGAAUAGAACGCUAGAAGAAAUGAAAGAAACGCUGCUGUUAAAGGAAAGAGAAUACUGGAAAAUUCAAGAUAAAAAAGAAGAAGACAUAAGGGCAACAAAGUUGGCAUUACAUGAGCAAAUAAUAAUAAACACAGACAUUUUGACAUCAAUUACUUCCUUACAACGACAAAAGUUUAGUAACAUGAAGAAAAAAGAAAAGUGGGAAAAAUUGAUAAAGGAGAAUCUUGAAAAGCAAGAGAUUGACAAGGCAAAUGUGGAGGAGUUAAAGGAGAUGGUGAAAAAAUACCAAAGACAAGAAGCACAUAUCAAAGAACUCAAAGAGUUGCUAAUGCGCUACCUCCUCAAGUCUGGUGUGGUUGAGACAACUAAGAAAAAUUGGUCCAGACCUAUGACAGGGAGAUUGCAACAAGAACCAGCAAGGAUAAAAAAUCUUCAGGUUGACUUCCCAGUGGUUCAAAUUCAAGAAUUAUCAAAAAGAGGAAUUCCAACCAUAAAUUUGAAAAUGUAA
Eurytemora carolleeae is the source of this 4746-nucleotide messenger RNA. RefSeq lists its product as uncharacterized. The coding region runs from base 1 to 4746 and encodes 1581 amino acids. The record is from RefSeq and is a predicted model, not a curated record. Gene Ontology annotation, molecular function: protein binding. The transcript has 4 exons. NCBI's taxonomy places the organism in Eukaryota, Metazoa, Arthropoda, Copepoda, Calanoida, Temoridae.